Ostertagia ostertagi is the source of this 384-nucleotide messenger RNA. Lineage: Eukaryota; Metazoa; Nematoda; Chromadorea; Rhabditida; Trichostrongylidae. The record is from the annotation of a GenBank genome assembly.
AUGCUUGCGUUCAAGACACUGGUAUCCGUUUAUAUAAGUGGACGACCGUGGGAAAACGGAACACGUCGGAAAAUCCGACUGGAUAAUGUUAUGCUGGAUCAUGGCUCAGACGAACCUAUUUCGAUGCUCCUGUCAAAGUUGCGCCGUCCGUCUGAUACGCCAUCGACUAGCAUGCAACAGACAACCGUGAAUUCCAUGGAUCAGCAGCGUUCGAACAUCACUAAUGAUCCUACGGUGUCGUUAGCUGCACCGUCUGAAUCGCAAAAUGCUGACCAAUCGUGCAUGCUGCGGCCGCCCGAAGAAGAAUCUACUCAGCCGUCACGUAGCUUAAAAAAAUCCAAGCAAACCAAAAUGCGUACACCUCGUAGAACUGGCAGUGAUUAA